CGAUCUGGCAUGCUUCUCUUCGCUUCGCCCAGCUGUAUAUUCUUUCCUCAGCCUCAAUUGAGGGGCGAUUGGCCCGUUAUCAUACAUCUUUUCAGUUGAGUAUCUCGAUGUGACAUCCGCCAUGGCGGCCACCGAAUCCUCUCCUUUGCUCCCUCAGUAUCAGCGAUCCAGCAGCUCAAAUACGUCACCGCGUGCCGACCGCCCUGCCAGGACGGUAACAUUCAAUCCUCUCACCACAAUCAGCACAUAUGGAGGAGCAUCAUCGCCUGCGGAUCCUACUGUGAGGCCUCUGCAGACUGGCUCUCCCCCGGUUCGCAAUGUUCCUUCCAGUCAGCCGAUGCUGUCAACGUUGAACAGCAAGCUUCGUCGUCGAAAUAGCCAUGGAGCUCCCUACAAUACUCUGACUCCUACAGCGCCAGCAUCCAAGAUCGGCCCUCAGAGAACGACCAAAAAUGCUCAGAAGCUAAAGUUGCUCCCGGACCCGGUCAGGGAAGGUGAAGAUCAAAUCGACGAAGACAUACCGCGAGACGUCUAUACGCAAAUCACUCGAAUCAAAGAACCAGCUGCCAGAAGCCACGCUGCGCGACUAGGCAAGGCAGAUAGGGAAAGAUUGCCCCGUGUGACGGCAUAUUGUACAGCGAGUGCCUACCGUUUGGAGGGUGUCAUCAGGUUUCUCAAGUCCAGAGCAAAGGCAAGAGGGUCCAACCCCAAGCUUUUCGACGAAUGCGUUUAUUCGCCCUAUGACUAUGACUACGAGAAGAAGCAGAGUCAAACGCAGUCGCAAGGAGAUCCACAGGGAGAGGUUGUGCGGCAGAAUGAGCGGAGAUAUUCGGACAGUGCGGUUGAGGUUGAGGGUAAUACCAGGAGCAGACGAGAAGAUCUGAUUGAUCUCCGCGAGGAGGCUGCAGAACAGGCGGUCAAUGGGAGUCGCUCUGAAGAAGCCAUAUCGCGGGAGACGGCAUCGGAUCUAGACACCACGAUCCACACUCCAGAAGUCUUUCUCUUCGAUUACGGUACGGUUGUGAUCUGGGGUAUGACACCGGCCCAGGAAUCGCGGUUUUUAACAGACGUGUCAAAAUUUGCCAAUUCGAUCUUGAGCCCGGAAGAUACGCAAGUCGAGAAUUUCAACUUCUACUAUGCCCGCGAUUACCAAGCGCGGAUAUACAAUGACUUCAUCUCGUUACGUGAACCGCGCAAUUACAUGAUCAAGUUGGCUAUCUCUCAUGCCCUAUCUCAGUCUGUGAAGACGUCGCUUUUCGAGGACUUGGUAUCAGAAACAAUUUCAACCACCGCGCCAUUGCCUGCUCAGAUCGCUGAGACAGGUAGCGUCAACUUGACCCGGCGACAGAUCAAUAUGCAGAUUGGAGAGCUGUUCAUCCUGCGCAUCAAUAUCCAUCUGCAAGGCUCCGUACUCGACAGCCCUGAGCUCAUGUGGGCAGAACCACAGCUAGAGCCAGUGUAUCAAGCGGUCCGGAGUUACCUAGAAAUGGACCAGAGAGUGAGUCUGUUGACGGAACGGUUGGACGUCAUUGCGGAUCUACUAGCGGUGCUGAAAGAUCAGCUGAGCCACCGACAUGGAGAGUAUCUCGAGUGGAUAGUUAUCGUCUUGAUUGCUGCAGAAAUCCUUGUCGCAGCGAUCAACAUUGUUGUGGAUCUGUAUGCUGGGGUCGACUAAGUAAAUUAGGCCUUCAACCUGUGCACAUCAUUAUGACCAU
Messenger RNA from Paecilomyces variotii, 1715 nucleotides. Its product is annotated as YagE family protein. Lineage: Eukaryota; Fungi; Ascomycota; Eurotiomycetes; Eurotiales; Thermoascaceae. The coding region runs from base 122 to 1675 and encodes 517 amino acids. The transcript is spliced from 2 exons. The record is from RefSeq and is a predicted model, not a curated record.